Rotaria sordida is the source of this 462-nucleotide messenger RNA. NCBI's taxonomy places the organism in Eukaryota, Metazoa, Rotifera, Eurotatoria, Philodinida, Philodinidae. The record is from the annotation of a GenBank genome assembly.
AUGGUAUUAGAAACAAGUCAUGCAACGAAUUCAUCAUCAACGAUAGAAAAUGUAACUGUUAAAAGAAAAAAAUUAUGGAUUAUUCUGGGUAUUACUCUUAGUAUCAUAGUCAUUGCGGCAAUAGUUAUUCCAACUACUAUCGUUCUUACAAAAAGGACAAAAGCACCAAAACCAACAACAACAAUAACUACAGCAACAACAUCAAAAAUAGAAACAACAAAUGAAAUUAUGAAUUCAUCAGAUAUGACAAUAACAAGCACAAUGACAAUGCAAACGACAGAGGUAUCAACAACAGAUGAAAUUUCGUCAAUAAAUAAAGAUAUUACAACAACAACGAUGGUGACUAUGAACAUGAAAACAACGCAAAUGUCAGUAACUACAAGUGAAAUUAUGAUGAUAGAAAACGAUACAUUUGACAUUAACAACAAUAAUAGUACAACAGUAUCUCAGAUCACUACAUAA